Centruroides sculpturatus (bark scorpion) is the source of this 3264-nucleotide messenger RNA. RefSeq lists its product as uncharacterized. The record is from RefSeq and is a predicted model, not a curated record. NCBI's taxonomy places the organism in Eukaryota, Metazoa, Arthropoda, Arachnida, Scorpiones, Buthidae. The coding region runs from base 52 to 3264 and encodes 1070 amino acids. The transcript is spliced from 28 exons. Gene Ontology annotation, molecular function: iron ion binding; heme binding; monooxygenase activity.
AUACUUUAACGAGUUACUCGACACUCUACCUACUUUCUCUGCUGUCUCGUAAUGUUUUUGCAAAUAUUUUUACCAGUUUUCUCUAUUUUGUUGUAUUUAUGGUAUCAAAAAAGAAAGAAGCAGUUUUCAGUUUUCAAUAAAAUCGGAAUUCCCGGGCCUCAACCAAACAUAUUUUUUGGAAAUUUGUUGGAAUUAUUUUUAAAGGGACAUUUACGGACCCACAAAGAGUGGAUUUCCAAAUAUGGCAAAGUUCUAGGAUAUUAUUAUGGCACGACUCCGGUUCUGUUUGUUACGGACACCGAAUUAUUAAAAAAUAUUCAAAUCAAAGAUUUCCAUAAUUUUUCAGAUCGACCAAGUCUCCAUACAGAAAGCAACAAGGUGCCUUCAAAUCGAUUAGCUCAUAAUUUACUUAAUUUGAAAGGUGCAAAAUGGAAGCAGAUGAGAAGCGUAGUUACACCUUCUUUUACCACAAGCAAGAUGAAACUGAUGUCGCCCAUUAUAAACGAUGCCAUUGAACUUCUGUUAAACAAUUUUGAGAAAUUUUGUGAAUCGGGAGAAGCAUUUGAAUCCUAUGCUCUAUAUCAAAGGCUGACCAUGGAUGUAAUUGUCAGAACGGCCUUUGGUUUUCAGUCCGAUAUUCAGAUAAAUCCCAAAAGUUCUCUUUAUAAAUUGUCCAAUAUUUUAAUUCAUGCACCCUUUAAACAUUUGUUUAUACUCUUUACAAGAUCUUUUGAGUUUCUCCAACCGUUUUUUCGACUUGUUCGCAUCAUUUUUGGUGCGAUAAUCAACAGAGGUAGAAAUCCUCUCAAGGAAUUGUUAGAUAAUUGUGAAGCCAUCAUCAACUCUCGCAAGAAAGAUCCCACAAAAAGACGAACAGAUUUUCUCCAGUUGAUGAUCGAUGCCCGAAUCGAAGACAAAGCCAACAUUGAUUAUCAAUCACUAGCUGCUAGCGAAAGCGUCGACAAAGAAAGUAACGAGAAAGAAUUAAUUAACGGCACUUCCAACUCUAGAUCAUUGACCAUGGACGAAAUGGUAGGAAAUGCAUUCGUAUUCCUUCUUGCUGGGUUCGAAACUACAAGUACAGCUUUAUCUUACUGCUCUCUGAUGCUGGCUAAUUUUCCGGAAGUUCAAGAGAAGAUUAGAAAAGAAGUAAAUGCUCUGAUGGAAGAAGAGGAAGAAUUAGAUUACGGUUCAGUACAGAAAUUGCAAUAUUUGGAUCAAGUACUCAAGGAGACACUUCGUUUGUAUCCGCCUAUUUAUUUAUUUGUAAACAGAGAAGCUUCCGAUAAUGUUCAAUACGAAAAUAUAUUUAUUCCGAAAGGAAUGUCUAUUCAAGUUCCAGUUUACUGGUUACAUCGCGAUCCUAAUAACUGGGAAAAUCCCGAAGAAUUUCGUCCAGAAAGGUUUGCUCCAGAAAAUGCAAACAAACACAAUCCUCUUUCGUGGCAACCGUUUGGAGCGGGACCCAGAAACUGCGUGGGAAUGAGAUUCGCAAUGAUGGAAGCCAAAUUAGUUUUGGCUCGGCUCUUACAAAAAUACCGUGUAUUGCCGUGUGAAAAGACCGACAAGCAUCCCAUUCGGUUGAAACCUACGCUGGUUUCCAUCAAACCGAAGAAUGGAGCUUAUCAAGUUACUCAACACUCUACCUACUUUCUCUUCUGUCUCGUAAUGUUUUUGCAAAUAUUUUUACCAGUUUUCUCCAUUUUGUUGUAUUUAUGGUAUCAAAAAAGAAGGAAGCAGUUUUCAGUUUUCAAUAAAAUCGGAAUUCCCGGGCCUCAACCAAACAUAUUUUUUGGAAAUUCGUUGGAAAUAUUUUUAAAGGGACCUUUACGGACCCACAAAGAGUGGAUUUCCAAAUAUGGCAAAGUUCUAGGAUAUUAUUAUGGCACGACUCCGGUUUUGUUUGUUACAGACACGGAAUUAUUGAAAAAUAUUCAAAUCAAAGAUUUCCAUAAUUUUUCAGAUCGAGCGAUUCUCCAUACAGAAAGCAAAGAGCAACUUUCAAAUCGAUUAGCUCAUAAUUUACUUAAUUUGAAAGGUGCAAAAUGGAAGCAGAUGAGAAGCGUAGUUACACCUUCUUUUACCACAAGCAAGAUGAAACUGAUGUCGCCCAUUAUAAACGAUGCCAUUGAACUUCUGUUAAACAAUUGUGACAAAUUAUGUGUCUCGAAAGAAGCGUUUGAUUCCUAUGUUCUGUACCAAAGGCUGACCAUGGAUGUAAUUGUCAGAACUGCCUUUGGUUUCCAGACCGAUAUUCAGAUAAAUCCCAAAAGUUCUCUUUAUAAAUUGUGCAAGAUUUUUAUGAAUGCACCCUUUAAACAUUUGUUUCUACUCUUUACAAGAUCUUUUGAGUUUCUCCAACCGUUUUUUCGACUUGUUCGUAUCAUUUUUGGUGCGAUAAUCAACAGAGGUAGAAAUCCUUUGAAUGAAUUGUUAGAUAAUUGUGAAGCCAUCAUCUACUCUCGCAAGAAUAAUCCUACAAAAAGACGAACAGAUUUUCUCCAAUUGAUGAUCGAUGCCCGAAUCGAAGAUAAAGCCAACAUUGAUUAUCAAUCUCUAGCUGCUAGCGAAAGCGUCGACAAAGAAAGUAACGAGAAAGAAUUAAUUAACGGCACUUCCAACUCUAGAUCAUUGACCAUAGACGAAAUGGUAGGAAAUGCAUUAUUAUUCCUUAUUGCUGGGUUCGAAACUACAAGUACAGCUUUAUCUUACUGCUCUCUGAUGCUGGCUAAUUUUCCGGAAGUUCAAGAGAAGAUUAGAAAAGAAGUAAAUGAUCUGAUGGAAGAAGGGGAAGAAUUAGAUUACGGUUCAGUACAGAAAUUGCAAUAUAUGGAUCAAGUACUCAAGGAGACACUUCGUUUGUAUCCGCCUGUUUAUUUAUUUGUAAACAGAGAAGCCUCCGAUAAUGUUCAAUACGAUAAUAUAUUUAUUCCGAAAGGAAUGUCUAUUCAAGUUCCAGUUUACUGGUUACAUCGCGAUCCGGAUAAUUGGGAAAAUCCCGAAGAAUUUCGUCCAGAAAGGUUUGCUCCAGAGAAUGCAAACAAACACAAUCCUCUUUCGUGGCAACCGUUUGGAGCGGGACCCAGAAACUGCGUGGGAAUGAGAUUCGCAAUGAUGGAAGCCAAAUUAGUUUUGGCUCGGCUAUUACAAAAAUACCGUAUAUUGCCGUGUGAAAAAACCGACAAGCAUCCCAUUCGGUUGAAACCUACGCCGGUUUCCAUCAAGCCGAAGUAUGGAGCUUAUGUUAAAUUAGAGCGUUGCUGA